GGCAGCCCCCGCCUGGCCCAGCAGCCAUGGGCGCGUCGGGGCGGCUCCUGCAUGCGGUGCUCAUGGGCGCCCCGGGCUCCGGCAAGCACACCCUGGCGUUGCGCAUCACCAAACACUUCCAGCUGCAGAAGUUCUCCAGCGGGGACCUGCUCCGAGACAACAUGCUGAGGGGCACAGAGUUCGGCGUGCUGGCCAAGGUUUUCAUGGACCAGGGGAAGCUCAUCCCGGACGACAUCAUGACCCGGCUGACCCUUCACGAGCUGAAAAACUUCACCCAGGAGAGCCGGCUGCUGUGCGGUUUCCCCAGGACACUGCGGCAAGCUAAGGCCCUGGAGAGAGUUUAUCAGAUACACCUGGUGAUGAACCUGAAUGUGCCCGUUGAAGUCAUCAGGCAACGCCUCUCCGCUCGCUGGAUCCAUCCGAGCAGCGGGCGCGUCUACAACCUCGAAUUUAACCCUCCCAAAGCGGUCGGCUUGGACGAUCAGACUGGCGAGCCUUUGGUUCAGCGUGAGGAUGACAGACCGGAGACACUUACCAAGAGGCUGAAGGCUUACGAAGACCAAACCAAACCCGUCCUGGAAUAUUACCGGAGAAAGGGGGUGUUGGAAACCUUCUCCGGAACAGAAACCGACAAGAUUUGGCCCUAUGUGCAUGCUUUCCUGCAAACAAAAGUUCCACAAAUAGACCAGAAAGCAUCGGUGACUCCAUGAGGGCGAAUGCUUGCAAUUAGCAAGAUGAGCAGAAUCUCUUCCCUCCUUUCUUUGAGAAGUUCCUUGUUCUAAGGCUCCACGGUGUAUGAAUUCCUUGAGACUUAUAUUAGUUUCGUUUCUAGGAAUUUUAUUUUGGAUACUGAGGAUAAUGCCAAAUGAGUCUCCAUGCUGAUAUUUGUCUUUGGAAAUUGCCGAGUGUGUUUUAUCCAGCUAUGGGUUUGCGACUCAAAAACAUCAGAGAUGUCCAGGCUUCAAAAAAAUUCUUUUAGAGCAAAAUGAAAAGAGCAAUGGGUAAUAACCUGACUUUUGCUCAGGAGGGAAAAGUGAUUGGUGUCAUAUUUUUCUGGAAAAGUAAAAAAAAAAAAAAAGUUACAUUAUACUAAUUUGGAGACAAUAUCUCAUCAGAGGCUUUUGUGUAGCCAGAUGCCAAAAAAGGCAUUUCUAACACAUGGGGCAUGGUUUUGUGAGAGGCUGUAUCUAUAAAAUUCCAGAUAAAAAUAACUGGAUUUACAGAUUCUGGGCAGCAUGCAAGUUCACUGCUGCCUUUAAACUAAGAAACCUGUCAGGUGGCUGGCUAAACUACAUUUAUUUUGUUGUUGAACAUACUUUCAGUUUACUUGGAAUUUUCAAGUUGCUAUAAAAAUGUAUCAAAUAACAUUUAGGAAAGUAUUACUUUGAUGUGACUUGUUUUCUUCUGAGGGAUAUAAUUGAUGUUAGAAAUUGACAUUAUGAUAUAAGCUCUUCAAUAAGCACCAAAGUUGAAUGGAUGUUCUUUAAUGGAAAAUGUAAUUGACAUCUGAACAUUUUCAGAGGUUACAGGGGUUAAGAAAUGUGUGCUUUAGGAUCUACUUGCCAGUUCUUUUUGAUCAUUGUGCCUAGAAGAGUAACAAAGUCUUUUUUUUUUAAACAAAGAAAAACUCGAGAGACGCUACAUAAAAUACACAUACUUUGUCAUUAGGAAAUAGAAAUAGAUCUGGCAUACCUGGUGGGAAAUUUCUUUGACAAAUACCGCAGUCAUAAUUAAUAAACAGGUGUAGCAAUAAAAAAGCUUUCUAUGAGAGGUAAAAAGGACCAGGAAAGUGAGUUUGUUGAAGGCGGAGUUCUUUAUUCCUUAUGGAAGAAGGUGAUACCUGGGAGCGUUCACUGACAUCCUCUCUUAUGGGGAGAAGUCCUGCCAGUACGUGUGUAAUCUGACCAGCCAUUUUUGAAUCCUUAUUUUAGAUUGCUUCGUGGGGUUGGGAGGACACAUGCUUACCUACCAUGGCCUGGCAGGAGUUGGGGAGAGAGGUAGAGAAGAAACACUGUAUCUUCAAUGACAUAUUUACUUUUAUUUCAGUUGGUGCUAAAUCAAAGGAAGCAAGUUCUUGUACAUGCUGUUAUUAACUGCCUUUGAAAAUGUGGCCCAUUUCACUCCGGACACUUAAAAUACAAAACCCAGCAAAUGUCUCUUACAUAUUUGGGAGAAGGACUUUCUUUCUUUCGAUCGUAUUUUUCGUUCAUUGUCAGUUUUUCAAAAUGGACCAAGUCUUUUUAAAAGGGUUACAGAAAACAUUUCAUCCUUCAAAAUAUUUUCUAUAAUGACCUACUUGGAUAUUAUGUGCUUUCUAGAAAGGUGAACUACUCAACUUAUGAGCUAUCACGAGUCACUAGGUUAUAAGACACACGUUAGUCUUCGUUACAGUAAAAUUACACUUCAGAAAAAAAUAGCUUCAUCUGCUUAUUCAGGUUAUUUUAAGGAUCAAAUUUUAAUCUCCAUGACCUCUAGUUGAUUUGUUUGUGACCGCUUUAUCCUUACACAGCAGAGAAAUUUACUUAUGCUUAUUUUUCUAAUUGAAGCCUUGUUGACAUAUAAUAGUUUCAGGUAUACAACACAGUGAUCUGACAAUUCAAUAUAUUAACGCAGUGCUCACCACAGUAAGUGUAAGUCACUAUGUUAUUACAGUCUUAUUGACUAUAUUCACUAUGCUGUACCAUUCAUCCCUGUGACUUAUUUAUUUUAUAACUGGAAGUUUGUGCCUCUUCAUCUACUUUUCCCAUUUUGCCCAUCCCCUCACCAUCCCUCCCCUCUGGCAAUCACCAGUUUGUUCCCUGUAUUUAUGAGUCUGUUUCUGUUUGUUUGUUCAUUUGUUGUAUUUUUUUAGCUUCCACAUAUAAGUGAAGUCAUAUCGGAUCUGUCUAUGUGAAAUCAUAAGGGAUUUGUCUUUGUCUGGCUUAUUCUUACUUCCUCUUCUGCUUGCUCUGUUUUUUAUCUUGCUUGAGUGUUAAUUUGCCUAUUUUGUUCAGUUUGUUGUGUUUUGUAGGGCUGGGUCUUCCUCGAAUGUGUGGUGAUCCGGACUCUGUAAUCUUCUAUGUAUGGCUGAGAGUCUCCAUCAGUCCGUAUCCCCUGCCAGUGGGUGUCGUCCAUUUGGGGAGAUUGCUGGUCUGAAUUGAGACUAUUCUCAGGGACAGAAGAAGGAUAAGCUACUGAGUGAGAUCUCUCUGGGGUGUUCAGGUCUACGCCAUUCCCCUGGCAAUGGACAGCCUCAAGACACAUGGCCAUGCCCACCUAAUUUCGGCUCCCUGUCCAUGACUCCUACCUGAAGGCUGACAUUUUGUCACUGCUAUUCAGGUCAAGAGCAGACAGAAGGGCAUCAGUGGAGGAUGAAUCGUCGGCCCCUCCUGCAGCAAUGGCCCAAGGACCAACAUGUUGAUUGUCCUUGAUACCCUUCUGCUUCUGGUGCCUGCCAGCUUUGGGGAUGGAGCAGGCUUGGUGCUCCCUGCACCUUUCCACCCGUAGUCUUCUGUGUGCAUUUUAGAUUGGGUUUUCUGUUGUUGCAUCAAUCAACUCUACAUGCCACAUUUCAGGAUCUAUCCUGGUUUCUGGUUCACUGGAAUUGAAGUGCUAUGGCAGAGAAGAAUCUGUAGGACUUAGUAGGGUCCUUAGUCAACUACCCUGAAAUGGAACCAGAUUUCCUUGUCCAGCCUCAAAAUCUAUAUGUCACCAAGCCUUGAGCUGCAGCUUUCAACUCUGGCUGCACAUUAGAAUCAGCUGGGGAGCUUUAAGAGAACACUGAUAGCCCCGAUAUUGUGAUUGAAUUAUCAGGUGUAGUGGGAUGGGGAGCAGAAUCAUGGUCAUUGCUAUGGUUGCUGUAUUUUAAGAGCUCCCUAGCUUUUAUAAGUCACUGUCCUAAAGUACCAAGUUGAUUAACGGAAAGCACCAGCCUAUACAUCAGUGUUCAGCAGCGACUCAGAACCACCUGGCCCUCUCACCAGCUGGAACUUGCAUCACAAAAGGCUCUGUGCCCCUUGUCACUUUUCUCCCCCACACAUGCCUAUUUAAGCAAUGGAUAUUUUAUCAUUAUUCUAUCAUGAGUCAUCCCCACAGCUAACAUUUUUUUCAUUUUUUACUUUAUCUGUGUUGCUGAUCAAAUGCCACCCAGUUAACUGGGUUUUCUGACUUGCUUAAACACCUUUUCCUGGGUGGCUAGUUGGUCAAGUUCUCUGAUGCUUCUAUGGCAUUUCAACUCAGCUAAUGAUGCUCAUUUUCCAGUGCACGGGUUGUGAAGCCACCUUGCAGCGGAAUCAUGAUACAAGGGUUUGAUGUUGUCUAAUCUUCAAAAUGGGUUUGGUUCAGUUCUAACUAAAACCUGGGGGGUGAAAAAGCCAAUAAGUGGACUCUAAAGAUGAAGUAGCCCUGAAACACAAUUUGUUUCUCUGAAAACAGCUAUGUUUUAUGUUAGUAACUAACGUACACCUAGAUCAGCUGAAAUGGGAACACGUUUAUAGGCAAUUGUAGGAUAUCCUUAUUCUCCAGUUUGGCCCACGAUCGAGGUCAAGGCUGCUGGUCUUGUCAGGUCCUUGCACACUCCUGGUGGUUGACCAUCUAGACAAGCUUACAGUAGUGCCUUCUCCAGCAAAGCGCAGGGAAACUCCGGGUAUCCAGAAAAAACGCUGAGUUUGAACAGAGUGCGGCUGCACAGUAGGUAUGAGGAAGGAGGAAGGAACAUUGAGGCACCCAGAGGAAGACUGUGAAUACGACACAGUGGCACCACCGUCCCUUCAGCAAGCUGACAAAAUCUGCGUAAUAUCGAGAGCCUGGAAAACGUAUUCAAAAUUAUUGGUCGUUGUGGAGUACUCCCAAGAGGCUGGGAUUUUCUGUAGGUAAUCAGAAUGUGUGUUUAAUGAAGUGGAUGGACGUCCGGCCACACAGAUACCAAAUGUGGUGAUUGUCAAAGUGGAAGGCUUUGAGAAUUGACCAAACACCCACCCGGUCAUGAUUCCAUGGGUAAGGGCAGAAGCCACCGAGUGGGAGAAACGGAGGAAGUUAAGGUUAGAUGUUGACUGGAAAGACUCAGAAGAGAAUGGGCCAUUGCUUAUUUGCAGGACAUGGGAUUUGAGGGUGCAGUAGAUCAGAAGGAAAUCUCUAGAACCAAGAAAGAAAUGAGAAGAGAUUGAAAAGCGAAUGGACAGAAUUGCGAGAAGAGUAAAACAACAGACCCAUGCUUAGUGGUCAUGAGUUCUAGUUCUCCUUUCUCAAUGUUCUUAUUUCUUCUUAUGAAAAAUCACUCCUACUAUAUCCCUUGAGCACUGGGACAUUGGAGAAGAACCAUUAACUCUGGUAAAUGAAGAGAGGUCCAGGUACAUUACUUUGAAGCAAAUGCAGUCUUAAUGGGGUUUCCAUCUAGCAAGAGUAGGACUUGCUUCCUGGAGCCAUCACCAUUUGGAAUAGCUAUUUCAUGGGGCCCUCAAAGGUGGGAACAUCACAGGCCAUAUGUCUUCACUGGUGAUCCUUUCAGAAAUCCCCGGAGAACCCGUGAAAAUCUUUAGCAAAUUCAACAGUCCCAGAACCUUCCUUUACUUAGUCUCCAGAAGGGCGCUCUCACAGGUUAACAAAUUUAAGCAGUAAAGGAGUUUGUUAGCUCUCUUGUCACUUAAAAUGCCCUUGCGAAAUGCGGUAGCCAGGAACCGUUGGGAGAUGAAAUCUUACCAGGAAGCUGUAGGGACUGCCGGGCCUCAGAGAGAUGUCAAGCGCUGGUCAAUGCUGCUUCUGCA
This is a messenger RNA of Zalophus californianus (California sea lion), 5741 nucleotides long. Its product is annotated as GTP:AMP phosphotransferase AK3, mitochondrial-like. Gene Ontology annotation, biological process: nucleobase-containing compound metabolic process. The record is from RefSeq and is a predicted model, not a curated record. Gene Ontology annotation, molecular function: ATP binding; AMP kinase activity. NCBI's taxonomy places the organism in Eukaryota, Metazoa, Chordata, Mammalia, Carnivora, Otariidae. Gene Ontology annotation, cellular component: mitochondrion; cytoplasm. The transcript has a single exon. Bases 27 to 710 code for a protein of 227 amino acids.